This is a messenger RNA of Penicillium macrosclerotiorum, 1263 nucleotides long. RefSeq names its product heme-dependent oxidative N-demethylase family protein. The transcript is spliced from 5 exons. Lineage: Eukaryota; Fungi; Ascomycota; Eurotiomycetes; Eurotiales; Aspergillaceae. Bases 1 to 1263 code for a protein of 420 amino acids. The record is from RefSeq and is a predicted model, not a curated record.
AUGAGUUUCGAGUCCUUUCAAGGGACAAUAGAGACCCUGAUGCCAACCAAAGAGCUCGUGGGCGCCUUUCUAGUCUUGAAUCUCUGCGCCUGGGUCGUCGUAGUCGUCUCCCGGAAAUGGAUAUCGUCGACCACCGCCACCAGACCCUCCACCCCCGAUCUAGAGAAGCCAGCAGCCCGGUUGGGUUCCGGAGGCAAAGUAUCACGGAAGCCUGGGGAAUGGACACCGUCCGAUUUCAGGAGGCCCACUGCAUCUCCAUACCCGGACUGGGACGUUCAUGUCUCGAAGCCAAUCCCCUAUCGGCCGUUUCGAUAUGGCCCGAAGUAUUUCGUGACCAUGGGACUACGGAGUAUGAAAUGGGACGAGUGGAUCGAGCUUGACAAUCACUACCUCAAAUACCACGCCGAUAAAGCUCAGCGUAUAGACGAACGCGCCGAGAAAUGCAUCGGGACUGCCCCAGAAGCAAUGGACGGCGCCAUUGAACUCCUCGAAGAACUAUGCGAGUAUCUCCCCGAGCGCUACCCGAGUAUGUUCCAAAAGACCCCAACAGGCAUCACCAACCUCGCCACAAAUGAAACUUUUGACAUCACCCAACGCCCCCUCCCUGAGGACCCCAUGGCCACCGCAGCGCGCCUCAUCCAAGAUGAUCUCGCGCUGAUGUUCGAGCGCCCCGACGGAGAAUAUUACCUCCUCGCUGGGGCGAUCCUCCUCGCCGGCUUCUGGCGCCUCAGCGACAAGUUCGGGAUGCCGCUGUCCGAGAUCCACACGUCGGGCGACGUGCCACAGUUUCGCGAGAAGCUAGAGCGCGGCAUGAUGAACUUCUUCCGGCGGCUGAAGCCGGAGGAGCCCGUGCUGCGGAACAACUACUUCAUCCAGGUGGAUGACAGCCUCGCGUGGUCGCACAGUAUCGGGCCUGAAGACGCGGCGACAGUGUCGUGGAACACGGCCGCGAAGAAUAAGGCGAUCGAGCACCACUUCUUCCGAUCGGAGCGGCAGUCGCUGCGGCGACUACCGCGGUCCGGGGCGGUGGUGUUUACGAUCCGAACGUAUUUUGAGCCGAUCACGGAGAUUGUUAAGGAACCGUAUGUACCGGGGCGGCUAGCGUCUGCAAUUCGGAGUUGGGGAGAUGAUGUGUCGCGGUAUAAGGGGAAGGAAAAGUAUGAAGAGGUGCUUUUGGAGUAUCUAGAUCAGAAGCAUAGGGAGCAGGUAGCGGCGGGCUUGGAGAUUGAUAAGGAGGAUGAAGUGCGUAAAUAUCCUUUGUAG